This is a messenger RNA of Saccharomyces paradoxus, 3666 nucleotides long. It is a transcript of the gene SLN1, whose product is annotated as histidine kinase. The record is from RefSeq and is a predicted model, not a curated record. The coding region runs from base 1 to 3666 and encodes 1221 amino acids. Gene Ontology annotation, cellular component: membrane. Gene Ontology annotation, molecular function: phosphorelay sensor kinase activity; histidine phosphotransfer kinase activity. Gene Ontology annotation, biological process: phosphorelay signal transduction system; protein autophosphorylation. NCBI's taxonomy places the organism in Eukaryota, Fungi, Ascomycota, Saccharomycetes, Saccharomycetales, Saccharomycetaceae. The transcript has a single exon.
AUGCGAUUUCGUCUGCCAUCAAAAUUGGAGCUCACCCCUCCGUUUAGAAUAGGCAUCCGAGCUCAACUAACGGCGUUAGUUAGUAUAGUGGCUUUAGGCUCACUAAUUAUUCUGGCUAUAACGACCGGUGUCUAUUUUACCUCGAACUAUAAAAAUUUAAGGUCCGACAGACUGUACAUUGCGGCCCAGCUAAAGUCAUCACAGAUUGACCAGACACUAAACUAUCUAUACUACCAAGCGUACUAUUUAGCAUCAAGAGACGCACUACAAAACUCUCUAACAAGUUACGUUGCAGGUAACAAAAGUGCGGAUAAUUGGGUAGACUCCUUAAGUGUGGUUCAAAAAUUUUUGAGCUCUUCAAACUUAUUCUAUGUCGCCAAAGUUUACGAUUCCUCAUUUAGUACUGUUUUGAACGCUACGAAUAAUGGAACUGGUGACCUAAUUCCUGAAGAUGUUUUAGAGAGUUUGUUCCCAUUAUCGACUGAUACACCGCUACCUUCUUCACUGGAAACUACAGGUAUAUUAACGGAUCCAGUACUAAAUAACACCGAAUAUCUGAUGUCUAUGUCUUUACCUGUUUUUGCGAAUCCUUCUAUUAUCUUGACGGAUUCAAGAGUUUACGGAUACAUCACUAUAGUAAUGUCGGCAGAGGGUCUGAAAAGUGUGUUCAACGAUACAACUGCUUUAGAAACAUCCAAUGUUGCCAUUAUAUCCGCAGUAUAUAACAAUCAGGGUAAAGCUUCAGGAUACCAUUUUGUCUUUCCACCAUAUGGAUCACCAACAGACCUACCGCGACAAGUUUUUCCCAUAAAAAAUAAUACCUUCAUAAGCAGUGCAUUCAAAAAUGGUAAGGGUGGGUCUUUGAAACAAACCAGUAGCUUUAGUAGUACAGGGAAUUUGGCUCUAGGCUAUUCACCAUGUUCAUUCCAACUGGUUAAUUGGGUCGCGGUAGUUUCACAGCAUGAGUCGGUCUUCCUUUCUCCAGCAACGAAGCUAGCGAAAAUCAUCACUGGUACUGUCAUAGCUAUUGGCGUCUUCGUCAUUUUACUAACCCUUCCUCUAGCACACUGGGCAGUUCAACCAAUUGUACGAUUACAGAAGGCAACUGAAUUAAUCACAGAAGGGAGAGGCCUGCGACCGAGCACUCCAAGAACAGUAAGCCGGGCCAGUUCAUUCAAAAGAGGAUUCAGUUCUGGAUUUACUGUUCCUUCCUCAUUAUUGCAAUUCAACACUGGUGAAGCUGGCAGCACCACAAGCGCAAGCGGCCAUGGAGGCAGCGGCCAUGGUAGUGGUGCCGCUUUUUCUACGGGCAGUAGCAUGAAAAGUGCUAUAAACCUUGGAAAUGAAAAACUGUCACCUUCAGAAGAGGAAAACAAAAUACCGAAUAAUCAUACCGAUGCCAAAAUAUCAAUGGAUGGCUCCCUAAACCACGACUUGCUUGCGCCACAUUCUCUGAAGCAUAAUGAUACUGACAGGAGUUCUAAUAGAUCUCACAUUCUUACAACUUCUGCAAACUUAACCGAAGCUAGACUACCAGACUACAGAAGACUAUUUUCUGAUGAACUUUCCGAUUUAACUGAAACCUUCAAUACUAUGACAGAUGCAUUAGACCAACAUUAUGCUCUUUUAGAAGAUAGAGUCAGGGCCAGAACAAAACAACUUGAAGCCGCUAAGAUCGAGGCAGAAGCCGCAAAUGAAGCGAAAACAGUCUUUAUUGCUAACAUUUCGCACGAAUUGAGAACACCUUUAAAUGGUAUUCUAGGUAUGACAGCUAUUUCAAUGGAAGAAACCGACGUUAGCAAAAUAAGAAAUAGUCUAAAACUUAUUUUUAGAUCAGGUGAGCUUUUACUUCAUAUUCUAACAGAGUUGUUAACUUUUUCCAAAAAUGUUCUUCAAAGAACGAAACUAGAGAAAAGAGAUUUUUGCAUUACCGAUGUUGCUUUGCAAAUAAAGUCAAUAUUCGGUAAAGUUGCAAAGGAUCAGCGUGUUCGUCUUUCAAUAUCAUUGUUUCCUAAUUUGAUAAGAACAAUGGUCCUUUGGGGUGAUUCCAACAGAAUCAUUCAAAUCGUGAUGAAUCUAGUAUCAAAUGCACUAAAGUUCACCCCCGUAGAUGGUACCGUUGACGUAAGAAUGAAAUUAUUGGGCGAAUACGACAAAGAAUUAAGCGAGAAAAAACAAUUUAAAGAAGUGUAUAUCAAAAGGGGAACUGAAGUGACCGAAGAUUUAGAAAACACUGAUAAACGCGAUCUUCCAACUUCAUCAAACCAUAGAAAAGGUGUUGAUUUGGAAUCCGCCGCCACUUCCAUAGCAAGUAAUAGAGAUACUUCGACAAUCCAAGAAGAGAUAACUAAAAGAAAUACUGUUGCGAAUGAAAGUGUCUAUAAGAAAGUGAAUGACAGAGAAAAAUCGUCGAAUGACGAUGUAUCUUCGAUAGUAUCAACGACUACCAGCUCAUACGAUAAUGCCAUCUUCAAUAGUCAGUUCAAUAAAGCACCUUGUUCAGAUGACGAAGAAGGUGGUAACCUAGGAAGAUCCAUAGAAAAUCCCAAAGCCUGGGUUAUUUCUAUUGAAGUCGAAGAUACUGGGCCUGGCAUUGACCCUUCCUUACAAGAAUCUGUAUUUCAUCCAUUUGUUCAAGGUGAUCAAACAUUAUCCAGACAAUAUGGCGGUACUGGCCUUGGUUUAUCCAUUUGUAGGCAGUUAGCAAACAUGAUGCAUGGAACGAUGAAAUUAGAGUCGAAAGUCGGCGUUGGUAGUAAAUUCACUUUCACCUUACCAUUACAUCAAACUAAAGAGAUUAGUUUUGCAGAUAUGGACUUUCCUUUUGAAGACGAAUUUAAUCCUGAGAGUAGAAAAAAUAGAAGAGUCAAAUUUAGCGUUGCCAAAAGUGUUAAGAGCCGACAAUCCACAUCAUCCAUCGCAACACCUGUUACAAAUAAAAGCGGUUUAACUAAAGAUGUGCUACCGGAGGAAAAAAUCAAAGACAAAUACGAGACGAAAGAUGUUGAAAACAUUAACAUGGGAAGAGAAGAAGAAAAUGGAAAUGGAAAUCUUGAGCAAUUACAGGAGAAAAAUAAAAAACCCUCUACAUUUCUCUCAAAUGCUGAAAGUAACGGACAGAAAUCUUUGUCUUCCAAGCAUCGUUCUCGACAUGAAAAUCUGGGUUCUGUGAAUCUCGAUAGACCAUUUUUGCAAAGUACUGGUACAGCUACAUCCAGUAGAAAUGUUCCCACAGUCAAAGACGACGAUAAAGAUGAAACAAGUAUCAAGAUUUUGGUUGUAGAAGAUAAUCACGUAAAUCAAGAAGUUAUAAAAAGAAUGUUAAACUUAGAAGGCAUUGAAAAUAUUGAACUGGCUUGCGAUGGCCAAGAAGCAUUCGACAAAGUUAAAGAAUUAACAUCAAAGGGCGAAAAUUAUAAUAUGAUUUUCAUGGAUGUCCAAAUGCCUAAAGUGGAUGGAUUACUUUCUACUAAGAUGAUAAGGCACGAUCUAGGCUAUACAUCACCAAUUGUUGCUCUAACCGCAUUUGCCGAUGAUAGCAACAUCAAAGAAUGCUUAGAAUCAGGCAUGAAUGGGUUUUUAUCGAAACCGAUCAAAAGACCGAAAUUAAAGACUAUUCUUGCAGAGUUUUGUGCGGCAUAUCAGGGAAAGAAAAUAAACAAGUGA